CGGAAGUAAGGCGACCCGACCCGCCACAGUAAAAACCCCACUCGUUGCCCUGGCGACGGUUGGAGCCAUAGAUGUCGAAGAGUAGAAGCCGCAUAAGCGUCAACGUCGCCGCCAUAUUAGAGAGAGACAUUUUUCGGUCAAACGGAUGCAACAUAAGUUUGGACCGGUUUUGUCUCGCUGGAGAACAAUCCUUCUCAACUGAUCCUUCUCAGAGCUCAGAGUCUCAGCCUAAAGGGGGCACAAGCAUGAGCCAGGAGGCGCUUGAGUCUGAUGGAGACUGUGCUCAGGAUGUGGCUGACUUUAGCUGGGAUGACUACCUGGAGGAGACUGAAGCUGUAGCUGUGCCCCAUCACGCCUUCAAACAUGUGGACCAGGGACUCCAGACAGGACUGACCCCAGGCAUGAAGCUGGAGGUAUGUGUCCGCACAGAGGCCGGCAGCCAUUACUGGGUGGCCACCAUCAUCACCACAUGCGGCCAGCUGCUGCUGCUGCGCUACGAAGGCUACCAGGACGACCGGCGCGCUGAUUUCUGGUGCGACAUCAUGGCCGCAGACCUCCACCCAUUGGGCUGGAGCCGGCAGCACGGCAAAACCAUGAGGCCCCCUGAGGGUGUGCGUGAGAAACACCCAGAGUGGGAGGCUCUGUUAGAGAAGGCCUUGGCUGAGGAGUGCAGUGCGCCUGCCAGUCUGCUGGAAAUGCCCCAACGUGGCCGAGACCCGGUGGAGCUUUUGACUGCGGGCUGUUACGUGGAGCUCCAGGACAGCAUCGACCCGGGGUUGGCCUGGGCCACGGAGGUGGAGGAGAAUGUUGGAGGGAGGCUGAAGCUGCGUCUGUUGGGCACUGAAGGCCUCCCAGACACACCCGCAACCCUCUGGCUCUUUUAUCUCCACCCACGCCUACACCCACCUGGCUGGGCUAAAGAGCACGGCUGCACCCUGAGACCUCCUUCGGAACUGCGGGCGCUGCGGACUGAGGAGGAGUGGGAGGAGGUGAGGCAGAGGAUUUGCGACCUCCCUCAGGAUGAAGCUCUGACAACAGAGUUUGCUAAGGAUCAGCCUGCUAUUGCUGAUCAUUGUUUUAAAGAAGGGAUGAAACUAGAAGCUGUUGACCCUGCUGCACCCAUUUCCAUCAGGCCUGCAACUGUCACCAAGGUGUUUGAUAGGAAAUACUUCCUGGUGACGAUGGAUGACCUUUGUGGAAUAGAGGAGUCAGAAGGUGCAGGACGAUCCUUCCUGGGUCACAGAGACAGUCCAGGGAUCUUCCCAGCGCAGUGGAGUCUUAAGAACGGGCUCCCCCUCAGCCCCCCACCAGGUUUUCAGAGUUCAGACUUUGACUGGGCAGACUAUCUGAAGCAGUGCGAGGCCGAGGCCGCUCCUCAGCAUUGCUUCCCUAAUGAGCAGUGUGAACACAGCUUCAAAGAGGCCAUGAAACUAGAGGCCGUCAACCCACUGUCACCUGAGAACAUUCACGUGGCGACUGUCACGAGGGUUAAAGGGCAGUACGUUUGGCUCAGCCUGGAAGGUCUGAAGCAGCCGAUGCCAGAGCUAAUAGUUCACGUGGAUUCGCUCGACAUUUUCCCCGUCAGCUGGUGUGAGACAAACGGCUACCCGCUGGUUUACCCCAUCAAGCCCUCAGUGGAGAAAGAAAGGAAAAUCGCAGUGGUACAGCCGGAGAAACACAGGACUCCCCCUAAGCCUUCGUCACCUGACGCUGUCAAACAGCAGAUUACCAAUCAAUCCGAGACGGGUGGACAGGGGAACGGUAAAUACUGCUGUCCGAAGAUCUACUUCAACCAUCGCUGCUUCUCAGGGCCGUACCUUAACAAAGGUCGCAUCUCUGAGCUGCCUCAGUUUAUCGGUCCUGGGAACUGUGUCCUUGUUCUCAAAGAGGUAUUGACUCUGCUAAUAAACUCUGCAUACAAGCCGAGCCGUGUGCUGAGAGAGCUGCAGCUGGAUCAGGAGAGCCGCUGGCAAGGCCACGGAGAGACACUCAAAGCCAAGUACAAAGGAAAAAGUUACCGGGCCACUGUUGAAAUUGUCCGCACUGCAGAUCGUGUAGCAGACUUCUGCAGGAAGACCUGCAUUAAACUGGAGUGUUGCCCCAACUUGUUUGGACCUCGCAUGGUUCUGGAACACUGUUCAGAGAAUUGCUCUGUCCUCACAAAGACAAAAUACACAUAUUACUGUGGAAAAAAGAAGAGUAAACGUGUUGGCCGUCCUCCUGGAGGUCACACCAACCUGGAGGGUGGAGUGAAGAGGAGAGGCCGGAGGCGGAAGAGGAGGAAGCAACUCUUUGUCCAUAAGAAGAGACGCUCCUCGGCCUCAGUGGACAACACGCCUGCUGGCUCUCCACAGGGCAGUGGAGAAGAAGAAGACUUGGAUGAAGAUGACUCCCUGAGUGAGGACACUGGCUCUGAGAUGCAGGAUGACCUCCAAGAUGACUCAGAACAGUCUGUUGGUAAAUCUCAGCCCGCCACGCCGUCCCCUUCUCCGCCGCUAACACCAAGGCCCUCACGGAGACGCCGGAAACCCCGCUCACCUUCCUUCUCUGAUGAUGAGAACCAUCCUCCUUCACCUAAGACAUCAAAGGUUGAACCCGCUCAGAAGCUGUGUUUGGACACGAGCCCACUGGAGUGGAGCGUUUCUGAUGUGGUUCGCUUCAUCAGGACCACUGACUGUGCACCUCUUGCAAGGAUUUUUCUGGAUCAGGAGAUCGACGGACAGGCCCUUCUGCUGCUGAACCUUCCAACAGUGCAGGAGUGCAUGGACCUGAAGCUGGGUCCUGCCAUAAAGCUGUGCCACCACAUCGAGAGGGUCAAACUGGCAUUUUAUCAACAGUUUGCUACGUAGUCGAUGGGGAAAGUUAACAGGGACAUGACUGCUUCCUGUUCUACAAUUUUAUCCUGUAAAGAUGUGGAAGUUUUAUUUGAAUUUAACGGGGGUUUUUUUUUUUAUCAUUUUGUUUGUGUUUUUUAGUUUUUUUUACACUGGACAUCUUUUGGCUUUUUAUGUAAAAGACAUCCUUUCAGAUGAGCUUGGAUCUCAGAAGUCACGAGGCAACAUUUUUUGAUCCAUGGGGACAUAAAGAGCUAAGAGGAAAAAAAACAAAAAAGAAUUUUUUGACACACUCGACAAGAGAGUGCAAGGCACAUUAAAGGCACAAAGAAGUUUAAAAUCAGAUAAGCUCAAAAUCCAUCAUAUCAGGCAGUUUUUGAUGUUAAAUUAAACAUUUGUCAAGGACCUGCUGUCAAGUUCAAACCAGCUGUUUUAUUUUCUUUUUACCUUACCUUUGCCCUCUCAGUAUUUCAGUUCCAUCUCUUGGAUUUGGUUUUUAAAGUCAGGUAGCUUCUGCUUACAUUGACUGCUUUGAUAAAAUGCUCAAUAUUCUUGUGCAUAUAAUAGACUUAGGUGUAACCCGUAAAAAAAAUAAUAACCGUUCUUUUCUAAAACAUCUUUAAAUGGGGAGACUGCAGUUGGUGCAAAAAAGGACAGAAAUGCAUUGAAAUUGUUCUGAUGUAAAUAAUCAUUGCAACCAUGGCGAAGUCUGGGUAUAACCUUCUCAGAAAUUAGGCACAGCGUUGCUUAAACUAGCAGCCAAACAUAUUUAAAAAGAAACUGAUUUAUUUAUUAUAAUAAUUUGGGAAAAUGUUAGACGUUUUGUUCCUACAAAGACCAAAUCUGUAAUUCUCAUACAGUUGGUAGAUCAGUUUACUCCGAGGAUUCUGCAAUGCAAGCACAGGUAAAAUAAGGCACUUAAUGGUGAUAACCCUAAGUGCAUGUUUGUACAUAGUGUAAAUAAUCAAAUCUUUUAGUAAACAGGGUGAUUUGGACAAAAGAAAUCUGCAGAACCAAUGUGUAAAUGUCCAGAUUAUACAGAAUAUUUGCACAGAAUAGUUACUAACCUUCAUGUAAGGAGAAAAUAAUUUUGUUUUGGAAACUAGGUACAGUUUCCCUUAGCAGCAGAGUAGUUUUUAGCAAACAAUUGGCUGCUUUAAAAUAAGACGAUCAUCAGAAUGUUCUGUGAUUUGCCAUUUUAAGUUGUUUAAUUUUGUAAAUGCUUUAGUUUGUGUGAGAGAACCCUCCAUUGUUUCAUUUGCUUGUAAGUUCCUCAAACUUAAGUGUCGUAAAAAAAUGACAUACUGCAAUAAAGAUCGAUGAGCCCGGGUA
Molecule: messenger RNA, 4166 nt
Organism: Girardinichthys multiradiatus
Lineage: Eukaryota; Metazoa; Chordata; Actinopteri; Cyprinodontiformes; Goodeidae
Gene: sfmbt1
Product: Scm like with four mbt domains 1
Exons: 21
Coding region: 72-2849 (925 amino acids)
Biological process (GO): regulation of DNA-templated transcription
Cellular component (GO): nucleus
Molecular function (GO): histone binding; transcription corepressor activity
Source: RefSeq, a predicted model, not a curated record